Messenger RNA from Dendrobium catenatum, 1197 nucleotides. RefSeq lists its product as uncharacterized. Bases 1 to 1197 code for a protein of 398 amino acids. Lineage: Eukaryota; Viridiplantae; Streptophyta; Magnoliopsida; Asparagales; Orchidaceae. The record is from RefSeq and is a predicted model, not a curated record. The transcript has 4 exons.
AUGCUUCUUAACUGGUUGGAGAAGGUUAUUCAUAAACUCAUUUCGGUAGAUCAAGCGGAUUUCAUUAAAGGCCGAUCCUUAUCUGAACAUUUGUUGGUGGCUCAAGAGAUUUUCAAUAAAUUCAGAUGGUCCAAAGCUAAAGGUGGUUUUCUAGCAAUGAAGUUAGAUAUAAAGCAGGCUUACGAUAGCAUGGGAUGGGAUGCUUUGAGGCAAGUUCUCAUUCACUUUAAUUUUCCCCCUAUGUUUAGGGAACUCUUAUUAAGCUGUGUGCUCAAUCCGAAGUUUUGCAUUUUGAUUAAUGGGAAGAAGACGGAUUGGAUUAAAGGGAAGUGUGGAUUUAGUGCAAGGAUUAAUAGGGGUAUCUCUGUUUCUCGAUUAGCACCUAAAGUUUCUCAUCUUUUGUUCGCAGAUGAUAUUCUUAUCUUCUCGGAGGCUAAGGUGAAGGAGGUUAAGGAGUUGAGAAGAAUUAUAAACAAUUAUUGUGAUUGGACUGGCCAGAUGGUUAAGGAGAUCAAUUAUCUGGGUAUUAAAAUGGCUUUGAGGAGGUUGAAGACAACGGAUUUCCAGAAUCUUUUAGAGGUAGCAGCUGGAAGAUUAAAUACUUGGGGCUCAAAGAACAUCUCUCUUGAAGAUAGAAUAGUCUUGAUGUGUAGAAGUUUUCCUUGGAGUAAAGGGGAUGGAAAUGCUGGAAUUCAUUACGUAUCUUGGGAAUUGCUUUGUAAACCAAAAUGUGAAGGUGGUAGAGGUCUCUUCUCGGCUAUAUCAAAAGUUGGUCCUCUUCGGACCAAAUUUGCUUGGAAAUUUUUUAGCAACCCAAAUUCUGUUUUGAACCAGAUUUUGAGAGCUAAGUAUGGAGUUGAUAUUUGGUCCUCUUCGAGUAGGACUGGGUGUUCAAUAACUUGGAAAAUUGUUGCUAUGGGUGCUAGAUUUUUGAGAAAGGUGGUUAGAUGGAAGAUCUCUAAUGGUGAUUCAAUCAAUUGGCUGUAUGAUACGUGGAUUUUGGAUAGAAACAUUGCUAUGUGGCCUACCUUUGUUAAUGUUCAAGAGUACGUAGACUUCCCCCUAAGCAUAUUCAUUUCAGAUGGUCAGUGGAACUUUGACAAAUUAAAAGAAACUUUUGGAAGUCAGCUGAUUGAGAUCAUUUCUAAUAUCCCGAUUGAUAAUAGCAGACGGGAUGAUCAGCUAGAACUUUUAUAG